Pectinophora gossypiella (pink bollworm) is the source of this 5838-nucleotide messenger RNA. Its product is annotated as MICOS complex subunit Mic60. The record is from RefSeq and is a predicted model, not a curated record. The transcript is spliced from 18 exons. The coding region runs from base 46 to 2184 and encodes 712 amino acids. NCBI's taxonomy places the organism in Eukaryota, Metazoa, Arthropoda, Insecta, Lepidoptera, Gelechiidae. Gene Ontology annotation, cellular component: MICOS complex. Gene Ontology annotation, biological process: cristae formation.
UCUCUGGAUUUUGACAGCCCAAGUGGAAAGAGAUUCGUGCCGAAAAUGUACAGAUUUUCAUCAAAUAUAUCCAAAACUCACUUAGUUUUGGUCCGAAAAAAGCUAAGCGACGGAUCAUGCGCGGCCCUGGUGGUGAUGAGGGCGCCGGUGCGGGGGUACGCGAAGGACACCUUCUCGGAGACAUGUCCGCCGGCCACACCUCCACCAAAGUCCCGCAAGCUGCUAUAUGGAGCCAUCGGCGCCACGCUGCUUACAGGCGCUGCUGUGGUUUAUGCUAAACAUAGCCCGGAGACGCGCAACUGGCUGGAGUCCAACGCCCCCUGGGCCAACAACUUCGUGGCCCUGGUCUACCAGGAGAACACCACCUAUGUUCAGUUCACCAUCGACCAGGUCUCCAGAAUGUCCAAGGCUCUCACUACAUUCCUUUUCGGAAAGGAGGGUGUUUCACCAAUGGACUUCCAGCAGAGAUCUGAACAAGACAUCGAGAAGGAUGCAGAGAUCGGGUUCCAGCCAAAAGAAUAUUCUUUGCCCGUACCAACCCUGGAACCAUUGUAUGUGGAAGAGAAGGUCAUUGGCACUCCAGAAGUUGAACACGAAGCAACUCUGGUACAAACGGAAAAGUGCGACCCGCACUCACCGCCCAAGACGAACAUCACCAAGGACAUCCUAAUUCUCGAGCAAGACAUGCACGAGAACACGAAGAUAGCCAUAGACAAUUAUAAGGCCGCGCUCAAACUGUGCACCGCCUACAACAAGACACUCCACAGGAUAGUGGAGUUCCCAUACGAGGAUCUAGACAAGAAAUGUUUCGCGAAACUAAAAGGACUGAGGGCUGAGCGAGACAAAACUAUCGCUACGGCUAAAGCGGCGUCUACUAAGGCUAAAUGUGCUUUAGAGACCCUCGAUCGAAUGAUAGAGAAAAACAACAUCGCGGCUCCUCCGGAGAACGUAACGCAAACGAAGAGGUACAUCAAGUUGUUCAGGAACGACCUCACCGUGGCCGAGGACGCGGUCCGCGAUGAACUCACGAAGGCUGUCAUCAGCGACAAGUAUUGGGACAGGGUAGAAGCAGCCCGUAUGGCAUACAAGGAAGAGCUGGAGAUGCUGUUCCCAGGCCUCGACCUGUGCUCGCGACAGCUCGAGUUCCGCGGAGACGUGGACCUUUUACUGCUGUACACUAUGAACCAGAUCCAAUACCUACAGAAUCAAUUGGCUGAGAACCAGACGAUUAGAGAACACAAAAUCAACAAAGCUAUCGAAUGUCGCGACGAGAAGGCUAUAAUCGAAGCCAAGGUGGAAGACAUGAUCAGAAAGGAGAGACUUACGAAGGACCUCGAGUUCCAGAAGAAGACUUUGGAAAUCAAUGCGGAAGCCAAGAAGAAGAUGAAGGAAGAGCUCGCGAGGCAGUUUGAGAUUCAAGAGGAGAUUACGCGCACGCGGCUGGCAAGGAAAGAGGCCGAGAUAAUGGGCAAGUUCAAUCGCCAAGUAUCGGAGUUGGUGGAGAAGGAGCGAGUGAUCUUCAAGAAAGAACUCGCGGCCAUGGCCGGCAAGCUGAAAGCAAUCGAACAGACCCUAAAACAGCGAGCGGCGGCGGAGGCGGAGGCCCGCCGCUCGCAGUCCAUCUGGGCGGCCGCGGAGGCGCUACUGGCGGCCACGCGCCGCGCCUCCUCCGAGACCAAGAUCGACAACGAACUGCGCGCCUUAGAGAAGGCAGGCGAGGGUGACAAACUAGUGCAGACAAUACUUAAAGGAAUCCCUCCGGAAGUACGAGACAAGGGUAUCUCUACUGAGAAGUCUCUCAGGGACAGAUUCGAAGUGUUGGAACAGACAGCGAUGAAAGUAGCGCUGAUCGGGCGGGAGGGCGCGUCCCUUCCCAUGUACUUCAUUUCCUGGCUGCAGUCCAAACUCCUCUUCCAGAAGUUGGCUGAAAUCCCGAGAGACGAACUCGACAAUCUGCCCACCGACUUCAGCAAACUGGACACCUUCGACAUCAUCCACAGAGCGAGGUACCACAUGGACAACGGCGACCUGCCGGCGGCGCUGCGCUACGUGAACCUGCUGCAGGGCGCGGCGCGCGCCGCGGCGGCGUGCUGGGCGGGCGCGGCGCGCGCGCACCUCGAGGUGCGGCAGGCGGCCGAGGCCGUCAUGGCGCACGCCUCGCUCUCCGGCAUGCUCUACCUGUGAGCCGCCGGCCCGCCCGGCUGUACCGCGCCCGCCCUGCGCUCCUGAACCAGACCUACGAAAACAUAACUUAUCAACCCACUGUGCGAAUGACAGAUACAACGCUCUCGAUAGAGAAUUACGGCAUCGAGAACCGGCUAUAUCUAACCUCUAAUCUACCAAGAUACUUAUAUGACCCAUCGUGUCUACGAAAAUCCCAAUCCCGAAUAUAACAUAUAACUUACAUAGUACACAGAAAGCGGGCGUCCGAUACAUGUCGCUUACUUAAUAUGUCAAAGUAGCAUUUCCAAUUGGAAUAGUAAGGAGGUACAUCCAUCGCAAAAUAAACUAAGUACCCACACUUCACUAAGCUUUCUGUUAGACCACGUGAUAUGUCAAAAUGUACCGCGCGUGUAAAAAUAGCUACUACGCAUCGUAAUGUUGUUUUUAUCGAUUUUUGAAGAGAACCCAAAAAUCCGGUUCAUGAUUUUUGAAACCGGUUUUUCCCGCUACCCGAACCGGAAAUUUUCGGUUCCAAAAAAACUGGUUCCGAUGCCGUAGAGAGAAUAGGGUUGUGCCGCUCGCAGCGCAACUACCGACAGGCACGGUAUAGCACGAACUUGCUGAUUAUAAAUUUACAGUUUAUACACGUGAGCUGACACAAUUUUGCACGGAUUUCUAUGUAAUGAUUAAGUCAAAUUUUUAUAUACUCUCGUUAACACAAAGAUUACACUUAGAAACAUAUUGUGAGUACGAGGUCCUUCUACCAUAAAUGGUCCUUCUACCUUUGUCCCAUACAAAUGUAUAGACUUUUUAACUGAUGAAUUAUGUGCAUGUAUACAUAGAUACAUUAUGAUCUCGCCCAUAUUUCUAUAAGGAUGAGCAGUUAUCGAUCCAACACAGCCACUCCUGACUUUCGUGCCACCGAAGUGACAAAUGCACCCAAGUUCAUUUGUCCCUUCGGUGGCAUGUUACCUAACUAAUUAAUCUAGUUUUCCCAUCGGGUUGGAAAGGCAGAUAACAGUCGCUGCUUCAUACAACCAACCUUCAAUAAGUUGUUGGUAUGUUCUAAAUCAAUCCUUGCAAUCCCAAAUAUUGUCUGAACCAAUAUUUAACUAUCAUUUCUAUUAUAUGAGGUCGGCACAGUAUGUCUUCCAUACUGUAAAGGGAUUUUGGAAACAAUCACACCACAAAUCCUGCCUUUAUCCUGCCAGUUCGGUAAUGAAGGACUUUUCAGCUUACGUUUUUUGAAAAUCACAUAGAUGGCGUUGUACAGUUUAGAAAGUUGUAUUGUUAUAAACCAUAGCCUGUUUUUGUUAUUGUGUCCGUCCGACAGGCAAAGGAAACAUAACCAAUACGGCCAGUAAACCAUAGCCUAAAAAUGAAUACAUACAUACAUACAUACAUAAACUCACGCCCGUAAUCCCUAAUGGGGUGGGCAGAGCCACAAGUAAUCAAAGACAACUUGCAGCCACUGUUGAUACGAUGUCGUAAGGAUUACGGGCGUGAGUUUAUGUAUGUAUGUAUGUACUACCUAUUUAUGAGUGCGCCUUUUCCUAUUUGUAGACACACUGAGUCCAGAGACCUUUGGUCCAAAGAGGCCGUGUAUACAUAAAAACAUGGUUUAAAAGUUAAAACCAUCUGACAUAAGUAUAACAAAAUCGUCACAUUAUUUAUAUGUAACACAAUACUAAGUAUUUUAGGUUUUAAAUAAACAUUCAGUACGAGAUUAAGAAUAAUGAUAUCAACAGACACAGCGGUGUUGGGGCUGGCACGCGCACGGCGCAACAGAGACGCACAGCGCUUACGCGUGAUCGCGUGGAAGUCGUGGUAGUCGUUUUGUCAGCAUUCUAAACUGAACAACGCCAGCCAUGUGAUUUUCAAAGAACUUCAUCUGGAAAGGAGGGACUUUUUCAAUCGACGUUUCCCAAACACAUGAUAGAUAGAGUUGUUCACUUUUAACGUGAUAAUUAACUACAUACAUACAUAAACUCACGCCCGUAAUCCCUAAUGGGGUGGGCAGAGCCACAAGUACUCAAAGACAACUUGCAGCCACUGUUGAUACGAAGUCCUAAGAUGAAUUAUGAUGAACCUUAUGGUGAUAAGGGAUCAGCCUAUCGCCCAUAACAUUAGCCCGUCAUUUAGAGGACACAAUAAAUAAUUAAUGAUAAUUAUCUAAUUAUUCAAAAAUGUAAUGUAAAGCAGAAGCAUAAUAUAAAAUUUAUUGUUGCUUGAUAUUUGGAUCACAUUAUUUAUAGGAUGAUGUGACUACAUAUAUUGCUUCUCUUUAUUUUGAUCAAAAUAAUAAUGGGUGGAAGUUUUAAUUGUACCUUGGUGUAAUAAAAAGGGUCAUCAAUUAUACCCGUAAACAAAGAUAAGCGAUGCAUAUGUCUGUUAUUCAUGAAAUUAGAAGUUUAAAAGAAGAAAAAACUUAACAACGCCAUCUACCGUGUUUUUGGGGAACGCCGAUUGGAAAGUCACUCGCCCUCAAUAAUCAGUGAAAGCAUAGAGAUCCGUUAAAAUUGUCAAAACUACUAGCUUACUUACGAAACUAUAUUGAAGAUAAUUUUGUCAUCUGUCACUAAUAUAAGUCUGUUUAAAUUAUUGAAUGUUUGUCUGACAAUGGUAACUUUUGGAGUUGACUGUAACUAUUGUAAGAAACUUUGAAAUAUCAGUAUAAAAAUUCUGUUUCAAGUCUUUAAUUUUUGUUUUAGUAGCGAUUUAUAACAUUAACUUGGAAACAUUCACAACUUGCGCUAAUUAUUAAUUAGUAUAUCUGUGUUCAAUCGACUAAAGUGUUUUCAGUAUGGAAAUUAAACGAAAACUUCGUAUAUUUCGAGCGAAAGGAUUUAAAUUGGUUUUUAUUACUGAGCAUAGCAAGAUUGAAACUAAAAUCUCUAGAAUAAAUUGAAAUGAACCUAUGUGUGCUAUUUAGCGUAUAUGCAGGAAUUUAAACGUUUCUUGAAAGCUGUUCUGUUAGCUAGUCGCUUCGAAAUCUGUAUGUAAAUAUGAUAAACAGAUAGCUAAUACCUCAACCUUGUUAAACAGAGGAUGCGCGACCACUAUAAAACAAUAGGCUAUACGAAAAUAGUUUGUAAACCUAAAAUGUUCUUUCAACUCAACUAAUUAUUCCAGUUCUAAUUCAAUUUAUUUUCUCCUUUUAUUUUCCCUUUUGUUAAAAUUUUUGCUUGUAUGUUUUCGAUUUUCAAUCAUAGUUAGCAAUAGCUAUCAACAGAUGGCGCCACUGAAACGUGAGGUCUGUCAAAGUUAAUAAAUUGUUGGUGCAACACUGUUGUUAUAUUAAUAAGCCAUUCGAAUUUGUCUCAUCACUCUUUAUAAUAUGACUUUUAUAAGCUUGGCACCAAAAGUGUAUUUUUUUUAUAAGAUAAUGGGAAUGGGCACAUUGUAUAACUUUUUGACGUAAAUAGAACAUACAUAAAUUCCCAAUUAUUAGCGUGAAAAUUCCCCGUUUGUUUGGAUAAAAAUAUUGAGUAUUUUUUUUGCACAAAAAUAUCUGCAUUUAAGUGUCUGAAUUGUUGAUGUUUAAAAUUAUUCGUGCCAGUGACAGAACACCAUGGAGAACGAUACGAAAUUCUUUAAUUUUAGUUAUUUAUGUAAAUAGGAAAUAAAGAAAUAUUGUAAAAUGUAAUUUAAAUUAAAGAAUGAUUUUUAUUUCAA